This is a messenger RNA of Acanthoscelides obtectus, 1100 nucleotides long. The record is from the annotation of a GenBank genome assembly. NCBI's taxonomy places the organism in Eukaryota, Metazoa, Arthropoda, Insecta, Coleoptera, Chrysomelidae.
UUUAAACUGGGUGUUCGGAUUUAUAUGUCAUUUAGUAUAUAUCAUUCGUAGUACAAAAUACACACAGCGGUACGACGCGUUUCGUUUCAUGCGGCGUUUUUAAAACAGCUUCGGUUUGUAGUUGAUCUGAGGAAUCGAGUCGGUUUAAUUCAAGUGGCGCGUUGAGUCUUUCAGCGUCAUUAGAUUCCUCUGUUCAUACACAUACGUGUUUCGACUCGUUUUGUAUAGAAAUGGAAGCACACAAAAUUGAUAUUGAAAAGCUAAUUAUGCGAAGUAGAGAACCGACCACCACUUUGGAUUAUGAGGAAGAUGGAAUAGAGCGAAUGGGUUAUGAGAAGAAAAUGUUGGGAGGAACUAGUAAUGAAUUGCAUAAAAAAUUGAAAAAUAUCCGAGACAACUUUUCAAGAGAUAUUCAUCAAAGGAAAGGAAAGUCAGGGGCUGGAGCUUAUCGGAAAGCUCCUUACGUUUAUACACAGAGAUUACAAUUUCUCACAGAUGUAGUACUGCCCAGACAAACCACCAGUUCAUUAGAUAAUGAAUAUUCAUUCGAAUUAGAUACAAAUAACCCUGAAAUGCCCACUUUAAUCUAUAAAGAAAAGUAUAAUUCUAAAAUUGGCAAAUAAGGACACACCCGGUUGAAAAAAAAAUAUUACAUUCACUUGAAAAUUACGAAAAAAGAGCAAACAAGACGAUGACUGAAGAUGACAAUUACCACUUUGCACUUUCCUUAGUACCUUCACUUAUUGCACUGCCAAGACAUUUAAAUACAAAAUGCAGGAUUGAAAUAAUGCAGACUAUUUCGAAAUAUGCAACCAGGACCGAAGCAAAUCAGACAUCAGAUACACCACCACCUCCACAUCAGCAAACGUAUUCCAUAACCCAUUAUCCCAGUCAGUCAGGACUUGUACAACAUCCACAAGAGCACUAUGGAGUAUUUCAGAAUGCCGCCAAACAACAAAUAAACUCCACACUACCUCCAGCUCCUUCACCAGCUAAAUCGGUUAGAAGCUAUUAUUCCCACUUUUCGGAAGACGAUUCCCAGUUUAGUAUAUUUAAUAUGAAUUGAAUAAAUAAACUCUUAUAAUGUAUGAAAGAUUGUG